AAUCCAAGCAACUCAGGAGAAGACUUUGUAGAGAGGACAAUUGGUAGAUCCAAUUGAGGGGAGCACGAUGGCAGGGAGCGCCAACAGAUUCGUUUCAGUUGACUAUGAAAUAUUUGGAGACGUGCAAGGUGUAUUUUUCAGACAGCAUACAUAUGAUCUAGCUUGCCAAAUUGGAGCAGUUGGAUGGGUGAUGAAUACUGCUAAAGGAACUGUCAAAGGCAGAGUACAGGGCACUCUGAGACAAGUAGAACAUAUGAAACAAUUUCUUGCACAUAGAGGCAGCCCAAUGUCCAAAAUAACAAAAUAUGAAUUUACUAAUGACAAAGAACUGGUAAAUUUGGACUACAACAAGUUUUCAAUCACAGCAGGAGACUGGUGAUAAUUUGUUUGAUUUCUACGUGUGGUGUGUGUUCAGCCUUUCCCUCGGAGGAUCCUAAAAUACAUCAAUCUUGUACAAUCCCUCGGAGGAUCCUAAAACACAUCAAUCUUGUACAAUCACUCGGAGGAUCCUAAAACACAUCAAUCUUGUACAAUCACUCGGAGGAUCCUAAAACACAUCAAUCUUGUACAAUCACUCGGAGGAUCCUAAAGCACAUCAAUCUUGUACAAUCACUCGGAGGAUCCUAAAACACAUCAAUCUUGUACAAUCCCUCGGAGGAUCCUAAAACACAUCAAUCUUGUACAAUCCCUCGGAGGAUCCUAAAACACAUUAAUCUUGUACAAUCACUCGGAGGAUCCUAAAACACAUCAAUCUUGUACAAUCACUCGGAGGAUCCUAAAACACAUCAAUCUUGUACAAUCACUCGGAGGAUCCUAAAACACAUCAAUCUUGUACAAUCCCUCGGAGGAUCCUAAAACACAUCAAUCUCGUGCAGUCAAUACCAGAAGAGUUAAAAUGUGUUACAGUUUAACAAGGGUUGAAAGGUCUGGCCUGAGAGAGCGAGCAAGAAGUCUCAUUGUUAAUGAGUAAUUUAUUUGUUUUAUUAGGAGGUUGAAAAUUGUUUCUUUAAUUUGGUUUUGAAAUCUUACAAUAUUUUUACUACUAAGUUGUGUUGCCACGCUUCUGAUCAUUUAGUUUGUACACAUUACCAAUUUUAAUUUGUAGUUAACUGCUUCACUUAAACAUUAACAACAUAUUAAGUAUGUAGCCAGCCAAUAAAAUUGGUAUGAAACGUCAGCUUGAAAAACUUAACUCUUGUAGACACAAUAACAGUGUUAUUGUUGACAUUUCUAACCUAAAUUGGUAGAUAUUUUACCUGGUGAUUUUAUAGUCAUUUUGAUACUUUGGGUCUCAAAUCAGGUAAAUGAUCCUUAUUUAUAAAUGAUAUAAGGUAUAAGAUUUGCUCAAAAAGUAAUUAUUUACCAGAAACUGAAAAUUGUCGAUCACAUGUUAUAUCAUUAGACACAAUGUUGAACUAACAUGCCCAGAUAACUUUAAAAAGAAAUGAAAAUGGCAUAUUGCUUAGAAGUUAUUUUAUAAAAUGAAAAUAAAUCUUUAAAAGAAAUGAACCCGGAAUAAAGAUCUAAAUUCAUUUCAUAUUUGUAUUUACAUAACACUAUAAUAUUUCAGUUGAUACUUGUCAAAAAAUUAUGUUUCAGUUGAUUAUAGUAAACAUUUAUCUGGAAUUAUGCACUCUGUAUUUACAUCAUUGCAUUAUAGGAUAGAGUUAUAAAAAGAAGAAAAAGACGAGAAAACUUGUAGAGAGCUUUAUCAUCCUUUUUCUUGUUGUUAUUAUCAUGGUUGGUCAGUCUUUUGCCUGGUUUGUUGUUUGAUCCCAUCACGAGGGUUGGUCAUUCUAUCACCUGGUUUGGUUUUUAGAUCCCAUCACAAUGGUUGGUCAGUCUGUCACCAGGUUUGUAGGUCUGAUUCCAUCGAGUUGGUUGGUCAGCCUUUCGCCUGGUUUGGUUUUUAGAUCCAAUCACAAUGGUUGGUUAGUCUGUCACCAGGUUUACAGGUCUGAUUCCAUCGCCUUGAUUGGUCAGCCUUUCGCCUGGUUUGGUUUUUAGAUCCCAUCACGAUGGUUGGUCAGUCUGUCACCAGGUUUGUAGGUCUGAUUCCAUCUCGUUGGUUGGUCAGCCUUUUGCCUGGUUUGGUUUUUAGAUCCCAUCACGAUGGUUGGUCAGUCUGUCACCAGGUUUGUAGGUCUGAUUCCAUCGCGUUGGUUGGUCAGCCUUUCGCCUGGUUUGGUUUUUAGAUCCCAUCACGAUGAUGGAUCAAUCUAUCACAAGCUUUGUUCUAAUCCAAGCUUCUUGUUAGGUUUGUUUACUACCAGUGUGUGUUUACUGGGUUUGGGUUAUAUUUAUCCCUUUGUAUGAAAUGUUUUCACUCACAUAUACUUGUUACGUUGUUAUAUUUACAAUAAAAGAAUAUUACAAUAUA
Ylistrum balloti is the source of this 2380-nucleotide messenger RNA. RefSeq names its product acylphosphatase-1-like. The transcript has 4 exons. Gene Ontology annotation, molecular function: acylphosphatase activity. The record is from RefSeq and is a predicted model, not a curated record. The coding region runs from base 68 to 379 and encodes 103 amino acids. Lineage: Eukaryota; Metazoa; Mollusca; Bivalvia; Pectinida; Pectinidae.